Neohortaea acidophila is the source of this 958-nucleotide messenger RNA. RefSeq lists its product as uncharacterized. Bases 148 to 942 code for a protein of 264 amino acids. The record is from RefSeq and is a predicted model, not a curated record. Gene Ontology annotation, molecular function: oxidoreductase activity, acting on the CH-OH group of donors, NAD or NADP as acceptor. The transcript is spliced from 8 exons. NCBI's taxonomy places the organism in Eukaryota, Fungi, Ascomycota, Dothideomycetes, Mycosphaerellales, Teratosphaeriaceae.
CCCGCAGUAGCCAACCUCAUCUCUACUUUACCUCUUCUACCUACCCGUACCUGUACAUACUGUGUUCUGAUUCGCCGUAACGAGCCAUAUCCGAGACACUAAACGACACUUCACUUCAUCUCAUCUAGACAAGAUCCAACCACCAACAUGUCGGGAGCCAUUGACGUAGCGAAAAUGUUCGGCCUGCACGGCAAGACGGCCAUCGUCACCGGCGGCACAGGAGGAUUGGGAACGGCAAUGACGACCGCUCUCGCUUCCGCCGGCGCCGACAUCAUCUCGAUUGAAAUCCACAACGAUCCCGGCAGCGAGAGGACGGCGAAGAUCGUCACCGACUGCGGGCGCAAGAUCCGCAAAUACGAAUGCGACGUGUCGAACCUCAAGUCCAUUCGCGCGACGUAUCAGAAGAUCUGGAGUGAUGGUCUGUCGGCCGACAUCCUGCUCAAUUGCGCCGGCAUCCAAAGACGCUCUGAUGCGGCGGAUUUCACGGACGAAGACAUCGACGCUGUCAUCGAUAUUAAUGUCAAGGCUACGCUGGUGUCGUGUCAGGAAUUUGCGAAGAAGUUGAUUGCUGACGGUCGUCCGGGGAAAAUCAUUAACAUUGCUUCGAUUAUCUCGUUUAUUGGCGGGAAGAAUAUCACUCCUUAUGCGGCUUCGAAGGGAGGGGUGAUGCAAGUCACCAAAGCCCUCUCCAACGAAUGGGCCGAGAAGGGGAUUCAGGUCAACUCCAUUCAUCCGGGCUACUUCAAGACGGCAUUGACGGAGCAGUACUCCACGGACCCGAAGUACAAGGACUUCAACAACUACCUAAUGAGUCGCGUGCCGGCGAAGCGAUGGGGCGACCCCAAAGAUCUGUCUGGCGCGGUCAUCUUUUUGGCGAGUGCGGCGAGCGAUUACGUGUCUGGAAGCGGCGUUAUCGUCGAUGGCGGAUUCAUGGGCAUGUAGAGUGUAUAUCAUACCA